AUGACUAUUACCUUUAAUGUGCAGUCUGCCCUGGAUUGUGUGAAAAAAAUAUUUGGAGAUAGCGUUAGUAACAACAUAACUGCGGACUCUAUCAGGUCGUACAUCCGGCGAAACACCGAUAUUGGCUGUACUGGCAAAUUGCAGGUGAAAUUUCAAGGCGCCCUGAAGAAGAACCAACAACUAUGUGCUUGCCAUAUCAAAAGAGAAUGGUUUGAUAAAGAUACGUUGAUCAAACUGGAUAACAGUAAGGGGAUUUAUUAGUUGAAAUAUAAAGAUGAGUUUUAUACUGUUUUGUGUCACCCAUGCAUUGGCUACUUGGUUGUUGCCCUUGGCUCUUGAUAGUAUAAUAUUCACUCUUGAUUGCAUCAUUAUUGUUAUUGCUUCAUUUGUAGAGCUUGGAAGUAGAUGCAAGACAAAACAGAGAACCAUAGGUGAUUGCAACAUUAGUAUUAAUAUAAGCAUCUUGCUGCAUGCUGUUUAAUCAAACAUUUGACUGGUAUUUUGUUUUUGCAUGUCCUUAUCUGAGUGGAUGUCGAUCGGAGAGACAGUGGGUCUGAGCAAGUAGAUCAGUGCCUGCUUAAUUGUAUAUUAGCAUUGUAUUGUUUAAUUUGCAUGUAUUGAUUUUGUGUCAAUUCAAUUUUUCAAAGCAGAGGAUUCACUUGGUUCGAAGAGCGCCUUGGAUGUGACAGUGCACCUCAAUGAUGCUGGGCAGGAUCCAUUACCAUUGGCCCCAAAGAGGAAAGGUACGUCAUUCUAUGGCCAUGCCACUUUGAUUGAGUAAUUUGUCAAUUAUUUUUCUCAGUAUGUCUUAAUGUCACGUCCAAUUGAUUUUCUUCCUACUAGUGAAUCUAACAUGUCAAUGUAAUCAGAAACUAUUACAGAUGCGUUUAUUGUAUCUGUAUUCCUAUGCAAUAAAUCAAGUACUUAGUGCAAUUAAGGACAAUCUUGAGGACAUUACUAGAUGGAGGCUGCCCCCCUCCCCCCCCCACUGCCUAGCUCUGCCCUGUAAUUACUCAUUCAGCCAAGCUGUAUUUCUUUGUAGUGAGUGCACAGAAUAUAAUUUCAUUAUGCGACAUUUCAUUCAAACAUAGACUUUUUUGUUUUCCAGUAGAGACUUCUUCUAUGACAGGCUCAGCAAUAGUGAUCGACCCGGUACAACCCGAACGAGAUGAGAAGGAUAAAGGCACGUCUUUUACAAUCAUUUUAGUUUCUACUUCGUAA
This is a messenger RNA of Paramuricea clavata, 1221 nucleotides long. The record is from the annotation of a GenBank genome assembly. NCBI's taxonomy places the organism in Eukaryota, Metazoa, Cnidaria, Anthozoa, Malacalcyonacea, Plexauridae.